Australozyma saopauloensis is the source of this 1563-nucleotide messenger RNA. RefSeq lists its product as uncharacterized. Gene Ontology annotation, molecular function: NEDD8 activating enzyme activity. Gene Ontology annotation, biological process: protein neddylation. The record is from RefSeq and is a predicted model, not a curated record. NCBI's taxonomy places the organism in Eukaryota, Fungi, Ascomycota, Pichiomycetes, Serinales, Metschnikowiaceae. Gene Ontology annotation, cellular component: cytoplasm. The transcript has a single exon. The coding region runs from base 1 to 1563 and encodes 520 amino acids.
AUGGAUUCCGAAAUUCAUAAGGCAGCCCGGUACGACCGGCAGGUCCGUCUUUGGCAAAGAGGUGGCCAGGCUCGGCUAGAGCAUUCUCAUGUAUGUGUAAUCAAUGGAAACACCACCAGUGCAGAGAUCUUAAAGAACUUGGUACUUCCAGGCAUUGGAGAGUUCACAAUUGUAGAUCUGAAAACUGUCUCUGAUGCGGAUCUCAGCGGGAACUUCUUUUUGACGGAAACAGAUGUAGGAUCAAGUAUUGCAGAAGCUAUCUGUGCCAAUCUCUGCGAAUUGAAUGCUGAUGUGCGCGGAAACGCGGUGAGGGAGGAUCUUCUGAAGCUUCUAAACGAUUCUGGUUUUUGGCGCCGGUUUGAUGUCGUCGUGGUGACUGAGAGAAUCAGAAAAGAGCAACUUGAAAGACUCGAAGGAAUAUUGUGGCCCCAUAACAUUCCUUUGAUGCGUGUAUGGACAUGUGGAUUUAGUGGUGCAGUGCGUAUUUCGAGAUUUGAGACUGCUGUUGUAGAUACUCACGAUCCUUCUCCUACAUUUGACCUACGGCUUGAUUGUCCAUGGCCCGAAUUGGCCGCCUACGCUGAUUCUUUCGAUUUGGAUGAAUUAGAUGAUGCCGAACACGCACACGUUCCAUAUAUUGUAAUCUAUUUAAAGGCACUUGAGCAUUGGAGAAAGACCAAUGGCUCUCUCCUGGCUCUUCCGCUGAGCUACCCUGAAAAGACCGAUUUCCGGCGCAAUUACGUAGAGAGCAUGGCACGAAAUAUGGGAUUGGAGACAAACUUCAUUGAGGCUUCGCAAUCCAUCCAUAGAGCGUUGCAGAAAACUAACGUCCCAGCGUCUGUGGCGGAACUUUUUCAAAGACCAGAGACUUCUGACUCUAGUUUGCGGGAAACGAAGGCUCCUUUUUGGCUCCUAAUUCGUGCUUUGAAAGAGUUUGUUUCGUCAAGCGGAGGCUUCCUUCCUCUUCCUGGAGUAUUGCCUGAUAUGGUUUCGACAACUUCAAGUUACGUUCUUCUUCAGCAAAUCUACAGGAAAAAAGCACUUGAGGAUAAGCUGACCUUCCUGAGUAUAAUGCUGGAAUUACACGAGAGUCUCGGCUUUGAGUCAGAUUUUGAUGCGGAAACCAUUGCCAACGUUUGCAAGAAUUCCGCUCUGAUACAUCUUUCCAAUGGCUCGCAAUUGAACAACCAUAAUAAUUUGCUUUCCAGAUUGUCAAAAUCACUAGAGCAAAGUUCAGAUCAUAAUCUUCUCCUCGUCUCAUAUUUCGGUAUAGUCGCCCUUGACUCAUUGGCGGAACAAGAAUCACACGACUUCAGUCAUUUUGUCCAGACCUUCUGCGAUAUCACAAGAGUCCCGCUACAAAAUUUGACGGAACCGAUUAAAAAUGUAUUAAACGAAUUGUACAUCCACAAUACAAGCAGGUAUUUGAAUGUAUGCAGCUACAUGGGUGGCAUUGUUGGCCAAGAGAUCUUGAAGAUUGUGACAGCACAGUACAUUCCUCUAGACAAUCUAUACGUGUUUGAUGGAAUCAAAUCUAUGAGCGAGAAAUGGAAGGCAUUAUAA